Messenger RNA from Lachancea meyersii CBS 8951, 4587 nucleotides. NCBI's taxonomy places the organism in Eukaryota, Fungi, Ascomycota, Saccharomycetes, Saccharomycetales, Saccharomycetaceae. The record is from the annotation of a GenBank genome assembly.
AUGAACAUCAGCACACUGUCUCUGGAACAUAUUACGACUGGGUCAAACUACCCUGAUAGUGCAAGUCCGGACUCUUCUCGGUCUGCAAUUUCAGCUCCUCCCUCCCCCUCAGAAUCUUCGCUGUCUUACGACGAGUAUCUGAAGGUUGCAACCGACACAAGCGCUAGUAUUCUGAUGGAACUCAAUAUGGACGGCAGAAUCCGUUAUUUAAGUUCGAUAUGGGAAGAUAUAGUGGGGACGAGCGUCAGUGAUAUCGUGGGUCAAGUAAUUUCGGAUAUCCUGAUGGGCACAGACCAGGACCGAUCAGUCUUCCAGCGAGCCACGGAUCUCAUGAUUCGAGAAGAUUGCAGCUACAGAGUCCGGUUUCUGGUCGAAUGCGAUCUGAAUGAUACUGACGCCAAGACCGUCCCUGACAGCAAUUUGGGGGCCUCGCCAGUACAACCGGACACAAUCGAACUCGAGGCUCAAGGUGUCGUGAUUUCAAGCGUCAUCGACAACGUUCCUACGCACUCCAUGUGGAUUGUAAAACCUUUCUGCGAAAUGGGGAACAUGGAUAAUCUUCCUCAGGAUCUGGUCAAACGUCUCGGCUUUGGUGCCACCAUUUUCUCGCAAUACCUCGCCGAAAUAGAGGAUUCGAUGGUGACGGACGAGCAAGAUCUUCCUACGCCAAAAAAUGAACUCUGUAGGGUGUGCGAGUCCCUAGUCCCAGCUUGGUGGCUAGAGACGCAUUCUGAAUCCUGUAUUGUGGAAAACAAAAUUGAAAGUGUGGUGCAACUGUAUCACGACAAACUGGCGGAGCGCAAAAAGUACCUUGAAGAGACGUUCAAGUCCCUGGAGGCCAAUGAUGGGCGAAUAACUCAAUACAAGGGCUUGCCCCUACCAAAAACUGAGGAGGAUUUGAAAUUACUUGAUGGAUCAUCGUCGUCAAGCGAUAAGAAUCCCUCAGCCGUCAGUAUUUUUGAUAGGUCCCCGGAUCAUGCUAAAAACAAUAGCCCUGUUAUUUCAGGUUUAAAGUUUCCCUUCAGAGUGUUGACCUCUCUGAUAGACUUGUGCGAUGACGCCAUCAACACAAAUAUAAGUGAGCUCAAAGAAGUAUCUGACGAACACGAGCUAGAGAACGGCACAGUACAAUACUUUUACGAAUUCUCUCCGAGAACAGAGAAAAACAUGCAAAGUGUCAUAGAAUGGCGCCUUCAAGAGGCCGUCUCGUGCCCUGCAAUUGAACUGCUGAGAAAGGACACAACUGAUCUAGUGCUGCAAAAAAUAGAAAACCUUUUCAGGUUGGAUAAUGCGCUAAGAUACUCGCUAAAGAUCAAAAAGGAAAUCGACUCUUAUGUUUUGCAGCUAAUCAAGGAAAAGCUCGAUCGCAAUAGACUGAACUCAACGCCAAGCCAUGCAAUACCUCAAUUACGCUCUCAAACCCUUUCAAACACGCCGUCAAGUAAGGGGAGCGAAACAGAACGCUCCGAUGCUCCAAUUGCUUCUCCUCAGCCACACAAAGCACAAAGUGGCAUCUUUUCGGAAGCGUACGUUGGUACUGACAGAAUACCUCGACAACAUAUGAGUAAUUUGCAGAAUAAUCAUAGUUUGGGAGCAACUGAAAGUAGGGACAGUCUUCGAUCGUUUUCGCGGUCUAUAACACCCAAGCAGCCUCUCAUCGAAAUUCCUGGUGCUCUUCCAGGGUCGGGAGGAGGCGAGCAGCCCAAAAUUUACGAGUCAGUAGGGGGAACUCCGAAACUGAUUUUACCUGAUUCCACCGAAAGUUCAAGAUCAGCCGGAGUAAACGAACACACUCCUAGAAGAGACUCCAUGGCAUCGACAGCGGGUCACAGCACCCCGUUGUCUUCGCUACAAAAAAACUCAAUUUUCAGGCCUUUGAAUUCUGCAAGCCUUGAGAGAUCUCCAAUGACUUCACCUUACGCAGCAUCUUCAGAUCGUUUGACACCAGAGCUUCACUCGGCUCUUAUACCAAAGCAGCCUCUGUCACCGCUUCUUUUGGCCACUAACCAGGCAAAAUCAAGUACCCCAAGCAUAAGGGAUUACGAUAUUAUCAAACCUAUUAGCAAGGGAGCAUAUGGAAGCGUUUAUCUAGCCAAGAGGCGAAUAACCGGCGAUUAUUUCGCGAUAAAAGUGUUGAAGAAGUCUGAUAUGAUUGCUAAAAACCAAGUGACAAACGUCAAGUCAGAAAGGGCUAUCAUGAUGAUUCAGAGCAACAAGCCGUAUGUUGCUCAACUCUUUGCAACAUUUCAAAACCGUGGUAAUUUGUUCUUGGUAAUGGAGUACCUGAGCGGUGGCGACCUGGCGACUUUAAUCAAGUUGAUGGGUUGCCUUCCGGAUCAGUGGGCCAAGCAGUAUAUCACAGAAGUCAUUUACGGCGUUGCGGAUAUGCAUCGGAGUGGUAUUAUCCACCAUGAUUUGAAACCAGACAACCUGUUGAUAGAUCGCCGUGGCCAUUUAAAAUUGACCGAUUUUGGCCUCUCAAGGCUAGGGCUUGUCACAAGGCACCGAGGCGCUAAUAACAAAGAUAUCCCAAGGAGCAGCCGGAAAGGGAGUGCUGUAUCGGAGGAGGGUAGUGCUGAUUUGCCUUUGAAGUGGCAACUGAAAACCGAGUCACCGUCUUCUAAUAAUACUCUGGACGGGAUAAUAUUUAAGACAGAACGCUCAAAUUCGAAUUCGAGCUCACAAUCAGUCUUGGAAGUACCAGCACUUCGUAGGUCAGGGUCGCAAUUAUCGUUCUCCAUGACGGAUUCCCCGGGAGGUGGAUCCCCACCACCGAUGAACUUACACAAGCGCGCCAGUUCUAAUAUUUCUGAAAGCUGGGAGAACGAGAGUCCCACGCCAGAUUACACUUUAUUCAAUCCUGAAGAUUCAAGGCACGACAAGAGGUUUUUUGGAACCCCAGACUACCUGGCACCGGAAACGAUAGAAGGUACCGGAGAGACCAAUGCUUGUGAUUGGUGGUCUGUAGGUUGCAUGUUAUUUGAGUUUUUCUUUGGAUACCCCCCAUUUCAUGCUCAAACGGUUGAAGAAGUGUUCAGUAACAUACUUGCUGGUAGAAUACACUGGCCAGACUUCCCUGACGAAGAAAUGGAACGCGAGUUCAUUUCUCCUGAGGCUAAAGAUCUCAUAUUGAAACUCCUCGUCGUCAACCCUGAUGAGAGACUAGGCGCGAACGAUGUUCAAGACAUCUUCGGUCAUUCCUACUUUGCCGACGUCAAUUGGGACAGCUUAUAUGAUGAAACAGGUUCAUUUGUGCCAGAAGUUGCUCAUCCGGAAAGUACGGAUUAUUUUGACCUCCGUGGUGCUCAAUUGGAGGAUUUCAGCGAGUCUGACACGGAACCGCCCAAAAUUCCCGAGUUACUGACACCUGGGGUUGGACGGGCGCCCAAACGAACAAGCAGCGAACGCAGUAGUCAAUCGGGUACCCCAACGCAAAAACUGACCGUUGGUUCUGUCUUAGAAUCCACAGCACACGAGAGUCACAGCAAUCAUAGCUCACCAACAACUAAACAACUCCCUCUAGCCAUUCCACUGCAUCUUAGAGACAGGCGAGUAAGCAAACUCAACGAAGUGCAAACUGAGUUUGGCUCUUUUAACUUCAGAAACCUACCCGCUCUGGACAAGGCCAACAAAGACGUCAUUAACAGACUCAAAAAUGAACAUCUUGUUGAACAAGGGCUUCACCAGUAUCAUCACCAUCGGACUUCCAGCGGCUCAAGCUCUUCAUCUGACUUUUCAACAAAGGUUAAACAUGCAAAAGGAAGUGUCUCGAACCCUUCGGCUGGCAACCUAGUCAUCCCAACAAGAUCUUCCGCAUCACCAAAUUCAUCAAACCAUCAUUCACCUAGCAGAAGAGGUAGCGUUGAAAUAGCAAUGACAGGUCAGCGGCGAAGCGCUGGCGGGAUCACCGAUAGCCCUCUGAACUCGCUAGCUCUUGCACAUGAAGAAUGCGACUCACCGUCACCAGCCUCGCGCUUCAAAUCUCCUUUAUCACCUCAACACACUUUCUCAAGAACUAAACAUCAUUCACGCACCUCUUCCAAGCACUCUAGCCUAGGCGAGAUUGCGACAGAGGAAAGCGAAAGGCUCCAAUCACUGUCACGGGCUGCUAGCGUACGUGGACGUCGGCGGAGUGACCGCAAGAGCUCAUCGGGUGCGAGCGAGCUUAUGUACAACCUCGACAUCCUUGUCUGUGAGCCUAUCCCGAUACAUCGCUUCAAGCUGACCAAAGACCUCGAGAGCUUGGGGUGCUCUGUUGUCAGUGUGUCAAUGGGAGACGAAAUGGUUCGCAGAGCUACCAGUGACGUGAAGUUCGAUCUUAUGUUCACAGCUCUCAAACUUCCAAAACUUGGUGCCAUCGAUAUCGUCAAGCUGCUGCGAAACACGACGAGUUUAAACAGAACCACACCUAUUAUUGCCAUUACUGCAUUCUUCCAAGAGGCUCAACAGGCCUGCGUCUUUGACGACGUUCUCGAACGUCCUGUCAGCGUUCAGCAGUUGCGGUCACUUUUGAUGGAAUACACGCUCAAGAAAAGCCAAGAUGCGGAUGAAACAAUGGUAAGUGACGUCGAUGCGGAUGGAAUUUAA